Hyla sarda is the source of this 753-nucleotide messenger RNA. It is a transcript of the gene PPDPFL, whose product is annotated as pancreatic progenitor cell differentiation and proliferation factor like. Gene Ontology annotation, biological process: cell differentiation; multicellular organism development. NCBI's taxonomy places the organism in Eukaryota, Metazoa, Chordata, Amphibia, Anura, Hylidae. The coding region runs from base 189 to 440 and encodes 83 amino acids. The record is from RefSeq and is a predicted model, not a curated record. The transcript is spliced from 5 exons.
CAAGGACAAGUGUCUAUAACAGACAGAACAUUAAGCAUACAGCGUGCAGAUUUCUGACUGCUAAAAAGCUUUCUAUCUCAUUUGGAAUAUAGAUCACAUUUAUAACUCAGCAGAGGAAGCUCUACAGAAGGUACAGUUUAGAUUCCUUUUGCACCGGUCUUGCUACUAGUGUUGCCUGAAUUGGGACUAUGGCAUCUGUUCCAUCAGCUGGUUGCCUCUUAGCAAAAAAUCAGUUCUACAGAGUGCGGCUGAACUCAGAGUCUAGUGUCUGCUCCAGUAAUUCAGACUCCGGACUUCCACCUGAUUUAGAGAAACCUUUGCAAGGAGGUUUGCCAGAGAUGGUUGAAAAAUGUUGGUGGUUGAAAAACUUUUUCCACUGUGAGCAAGUAUCUGUUUCUUCUGUUCAGAUAAACUUGGGCAAUGCCAGGCACCACAGCUGAUUUUACCUCUUUACAAUUGUCCUACAUGCUUCAAUGGAUGACUGGAAAGAAAUGCUACAAGCUGCAUUGUCUGGAAAGAAUUAACUCUGCAUUUCAAGAAGAAAGAACAACGUGAAAAGAAAAAAGAAAAACUUGUAAACCUGAUCAUUUCAAUCACAGCAUCUAAUCAUUCUAAAUAUUUUAUUUUCUUACUGCUCAGUGAGACUGAACCUUGUGUUAUGCAUAUUAACUACCGUGUUUUUCGCCCUAUAGGACGCACUGGCAUAUAAGACGCACCCAAUUUAUAGGUGCAAAAUCUAAAAAUAUAAAGAUU